CCGGUUCCGGCGGUGUUCCGCCGUCUGGGCAGCGCUGCCCAUGCUGUGGCCUCUGUGCCUCGCCCUGGCAGCCGCGGCGGCGGCCGCGGGCGGGGCCGGGCAGCCGAGCGCCGAGCGCAGCGCGGUGUGGGGGCCCGGGCUGCGGGCCCAGGCGGCGCUCCCCGCACGGUACUUCUUCGUGCAGGCCGUGGACGCCGAGGGGCAGAGGUUCACUUCGUCACCAGGUGAAAAUGCAUUCCAGGUGAAGAUCACUGCUCCUGAUGAACAGUUCACUCGGGUUGGUGUGCAAGUGUUAGACAGGAAAGAUGGUUCCUUCCUCGUGAGAUACAGGAUGUACGCGAGCUACCAGAACCUGAAGAUAGAAGUCAAAACUGGAGAUAAACAUGUCGCACAGUCUCCAUAUGUUUUAAAAGGACCUGUUUACCAUGAAAACUGUGACUGCCCUCAGGAGGACAGCAGUGCUUGGCUGGAAGAGAUGAACUGCCCUCAAACCAUGCCACAGAUUCAAAGAGACCUAGCAAAUUUUCCCACUGUUGAUCCAGAUAAGAUUGCAAAAGAAAUUCCACAGAGGUUUGGACAAAGACAGAGUUUGUGUCACUACACCAUCAGAGAUAACGAGGUUUAUAUAAAGACAUAUGGGGAACAUGUUGGCUUCAGAAUUUUCAUGGAUGCCAUACUGCUUUCUUUGACAAGAAAAGUGAAAAUGCCAGAUGUAGAAUUUUUUGUUAAUUUGGGGGACUGGCCUCUGGAGAAAAAGAAGUCCCCACAGAACCUGCACCCCAUCUUCUCGUGGUGUGGGUCCAGUGAGUCAAAAGAUAUCGUUAUGCCAACAUAUGACUUAACAGACUCAGUUUUGGAGAGUAUGGGACGAGUCAGUCUGGAUAUGAUGUCAGUUCAAGCAAACACUGGCCCAUCGUGGGAAGACAAGAAUACCACAGCAUUCUGGAGAGGACGUGACAGCCGCAAAGAGAGGCUUGAGCUUGUAAAACUCAGCAGAAAAUAUCCAGAGAUCAUAGAUGCUGCUUUCACAAACUUUUUUUUCUUUAAACAUGAUGAAAGCCUCUAUGGCCCUAUUGUUAAGCACAUUUCAUUUUUUGAUUUUUUUAAGGUAAGUCACUAACCAUUUUUCAUAGAACUAGGUUUCCCAUUAUCGAAUAACUUAGUAUGUAUUAUUAAUAAUAAAGUGGUUUUUAGUUUUUCAGGACAACACCAGUAACAAGCAUGAAUAGACAUCCCUCCAGGGAGAUUAACUGCUAUGUAGCUCUUACACUGAAGAUGAUAAUGUCUGAUUUACAUCUAAAGGUUCUAUAGAACCUUAUGUAAUCUAUAUAACUUCAAGUUCCUUUUUAUUUCUUUUUCCUGAUUCAGCGAUCAGGACUACUAACAUAACUAACAUAGUGGGAAAAUCGGUGGAUGAAGUGGCACAUCUACCCUCACAUCAGAGGAUGAGCGUCUAAGAAUUCCCGGAGAACUUAACUGAUGAAGAGGGCAGCUCUGUGUACCCUGCACUGUGAUGAAUUCCAAACUAAAUAAUAAAAGCUACUUAGACAUUGAUGCUUGCCUAGCCAGUCCUACAUGUCUCAAUAUCGGCAAGUCAGUAACACCAGUGCCCUCAGAAUAAUAUAAUCUAACCAAGCCACUGGGAUCUUGUGUUUGUUAAUAACGUAUGGUCCUUUUCUUUCCAGUAUAAAUAUCAAAUUAAUAUUGAUGGCACAGUGGCAGCAUACAGAUUGCCUUAUCUACUAGCAGGAAACAGUGUGGUGCUAAAGCAAGACUCCAUAUACUAUGAGCAUUUUU
This is a messenger RNA of Corapipo altera (White-ruffed manakin), 1797 nucleotides long. It is a transcript of the gene POGLUT2, whose product is annotated as KDEL motif containing 1. Bases 41 to 1120 code for a protein of 359 amino acids. NCBI's taxonomy places the organism in Eukaryota, Metazoa, Chordata, Aves, Passeriformes, Pipridae. The record is from RefSeq and is a predicted model, not a curated record. Gene Ontology annotation, molecular function: glucosyltransferase activity; protein binding. The transcript has 6 exons. Gene Ontology annotation, cellular component: endomembrane system.